Molecule: messenger RNA, 5748 nt
Organism: Pediculus humanus corporis (human body louse)
Lineage: Eukaryota; Metazoa; Arthropoda; Insecta; Psocodea; Pediculidae
Product: voltage and ligand gated potassium channel, putative
Exons: 39
Coding region: 1-5748 (1915 amino acids)
Biological process (GO): transmembrane transport; monoatomic ion transport
Cellular component (GO): membrane
Molecular function (GO): protein-containing complex binding; monoatomic ion channel activity
Source: RefSeq, a predicted model, not a curated record
AUGGAUUUUUUAGAAGUUUAUUCGUUACCACCGGGGAAUAAGCCAAAAUACAUACCGAAAAUAUACGAUAGUGAAAAAGUUGAAAAUAAUAAAAGAUUUAAUAGAUUUUUAUUAUUUAUCCUUCUUGGAGUCUACAUAAGAUUCAUAAUGACGCUUUACGAUAUUGGUUUUAGACCUAGAUCGCGAUCAUUAGAAACAUUUAAUUAUAUAACAGUUGUUUUAGAUGCAUUUUAUUUUUUAGAUGUUAUUUCACAAAUAAUUUACAGAAAAAAAUGGCCGAAAUCAACGUCAAGAUUGAAAAAAAAUGCACCUUAUUUGUCUAGAUUGGUUUGGAGGAAUAAUAUGUUUCUUCCCCGGCCGAUAUGGAUGUUGGUUUUCGAUAUAAUAUCAUUAUUACCAUUUUCAUUAGUAAAAAAUGUUUAUGUGGAUUCGACAUAUAUUUUUUUAUGGGAAUUCCCAUCGGCAUUGAGAGUUUACAGAGUUCUCGCUCAUUACGGUUCCGAAGCUAAAAAAAUAUCACCGUCAACGAACAAAUCCCUUGGUUUAUUUUUAAGAGCUGGAAUGUUUUGGAUGAUAUUGAGUCACACGCUUGCUUGCAUAUGGGGCUACGUAUUAGAUAAAAUAGAUAUAAAUUUUUCGAUAAGAGAUAAUUCGACGAAUGAUUUGAAAGAUGAAAAACCCUUUCACUACUACAUAUUUUUAUUUUAUUUUGUUUUCACAGGAUUGACAAACAUCGGAUUCGGUGAUAUUAUACCAACUUCGGAUGGUGAAAAAUUAUUAGAAAGUUUAGUCAUGCUCGUGGGAUUUAUUUUACUCAAAGGAUAUUUAAUUGCUACAUUAACAUCCGUUUUAACAGAAAAAGCUAGAAGGUUGACGUACCUUAAAUUUCGUUUAAGUCUCAUGUCUUUCGAAAUGGCAAGAAAUUUAAAUUUAAAUUUAAUUUCAUUACAUUACAAAAAAGGAAUUGGAAUAUUAAAUCGUUUGCUUUUAACAUUACCAGAUUCAUUUUCAAUACAAGUUUAUAAUGAUUUAUUUGUAGCAGCUUUAAAUACAUCUUUAUUAUUUAGAUCUUGUGACGAAUUUAGCAAGCGAGCCAUUGCAAGAAUAAUGAGAGUCGAAUUAUUUAUGGCCGGUGAUGCCAUAUUGAAAAGGAGAAAAUUUAAUUCGAAAAUGUUUUACGUCAGAAAAGGAACCAUUCACAUAAUGUCUUAUCAGGACGAUGCAACGGAAGUUAUGACUUUUGGUGCAGGUACAAUAUUUGGACAAAUAUCAUUAUUACUUUCCCUACCGGCAAAAAGUGAAGUUCAUGCGGCGACUUUUUGCGAAAUUCACAGUUUAUCUAGAAAAAGACUUUUCAGAGUUUUAAAAGAUUAUGCGCAUGCAAAAAAAAUCAUACAAAAUGUUCAUAAGAACAUGCUGUUGAAUGCAAUGGCCGAUAAAUCAGAUAAACAUAAAAGAAAAGCUCCGGGAAAUUUACUCACGACUUAUUCCUUUUACAAAGUUCCCAUUGAGACAUCGAAACUUGCAAGAGACGAUAUAUGCAUUGUAACUCGAUGCCCUUAUAUAUUUAUGCCGGAUACGAUUUUCAUAAAAGCAUGGAACGUGUUGAUAACCAUUAUCAUAAUCUUUAUAUGUUUUUACUAUCCGUAUCAGGCAGCAUUUGCGAGAGAAUAUAAAAAAGAUUUAGAACCUUUAUUUAUAAUCGUGGAUUUGGUAUUUCUUUUAAAUUUAUAUUUAAGUCUUUCGACGUCGGUUAUACGUGAAAAUGUAUUGUUUUCAAGCUUGCGAGAUAUCGUACCUGCUCGAUUGACAACGUUAAAUACCGUCUGCGAAAUAAUCGCUAUCAUACCUGCACAUUAUUUUAUUUGGCACACGAAUAGAUUAAAAUCUGUUAUUUUGUGUUUAAAAUGUGUCAUGUUUUACAAAGUUCAUCUGGUAUUUAAAACUGCAGAAUGGAGCUAUGGAAAAACAACGAUAUUCCUUCUUCGUCUUAUUAAAUACGUUUUAUACUUUUUAUUCGGAGCUUAUAUAAUUGGAAUUGUAUUUUAUAUGGAGGCUUGCUACGUCGAUCCAUGUUUGCAAGAUUCUUGGUACGUUACCACGAGUUCACCAAACAGAUCAGAACCAAUAUGGGUUUCAUUUUAUUUUGCUAUAAUUGUAAUAAGUGGCACAGGAUUCGGAGACAUCGUACCUAAUAAUAUAACGGAUAUAAUUUACGUCAUUGGAUUUAUUAUUUUCGGCGUAUUGCUUUUAAUUUAUCUUAUAGCCGAUUAUUCUGCAAAUCUAUCGCUUAGUAGAGAACCGAGAAUAAAUAAAUGUAAUUCAUUCAGGCAAGAAUUUAUUGAAUUGGCUGAAAGAGUUAAUUCAUUUUUGAGAAGUCAAAAAAUGUUAAAAAGCGAAAGAACUCGCGUGAGACAUUUUUUAAAUCUUCAAUGGGAAAGAAAUAGCUUAUUUACUCACGCGCACACACCCACACAGGGAUACGAAUUCACAUCGGAAAAUCGUUUAUUUUACGACAUGCCAAAACAUUUACUUUACACUAUAAAUCAAUUUACAAGAACGGACGGAUCGGAAAUAUUGGGAAAUUUAUUAAACAGUUCAAUAAGAAGAAUAUUUCCACCACACGAAGUUGUCAUUUAUGCUGGAGAAAUAUGUGACAGUCUCAUCAUUCUCGAACAAGGAUAUUGCGAAGUUACCUAUGGAAAAGAUACGUCGAUAACUAAAAUAAUUCACGCUGGACAAGAUAUAGGACUUGUUGAAUUUAUGUUAGAUAUGACUUCGUUUUGUCACGUUCGAACAUUGACUCAUUGCGUUAUUAUAAAACUUCAAUCGAAAAAUUUAAUACGAGCUUUUUCUUUAAAUCCCAUCAUAGCGGCCGAGUUUAAAAAAUCAAUUGAAAUUUUUGCUAAAAGUCCCAUUCUCAAAGAUGCAAAAAAAAAUCAACCCGUUUUAUUACAUUUAACCGUGAGAAAAGCCGUACAAGAAUCAUUUUACAGAUUUCGUUAUUAUAGAAAACAAGGUGGAAAUCAAGAAUUAAGAGAUCCGUAUUUAAAACUAGGAUUGUGUCAAUGGCUGAGGUAUCUACUGUUUAGAGUUACCGUAUUACCAUAUGGUAAUUUUCUCAAACGUUGGGAAUUUUCACGUUGCAUAUUUGCUUUUCUUUCAUCAUUGAUUUUUCCCUGUCUACCUUAUUUCGAAUUAGAAUUUGGAUUUUUAUAUUAUCUAUCAAUAAUACUCGACAUAACGGCUUGGGUUGAUAUGUAUUUUCGAUGUCACGUUUGUUAUUACAACAAACAAAAUAUUUUAGUGACUCAUCCAUUGUGGACUUUGGGUCAUUAUUUAAAAGGGAAUUUCGUUUUGGAUUUUAUUUUUUCUUUUCCAUUCGAUAGAAUUUUAUAUCGUCCCAUAUACGAUGUUAACGAUGAAGCCAUAGUGUCAUCGAAUGCAAAUAAUUUAUUGCGUAUAUUACGAGUGGGUCAAGUUUAUAGAAUUCCAGUUACUUUAAGUACUGCUGGAGUGGAUUUCCUUUCACCUCCUCAUCUUUAUUGGGUUAUCGCAACGGCAACAAUUUUAACAACAACAUUUGUCAAUUUAGCAACGAUCGAAUUUCCAACUCUUCCAUCUUAUGUUUUCAUAGUCAAUUUUUAUUGGACUUGCACGACAGCAUUCGGUGUAGGUUUUGGAGAUAUCGUCGGUUCGACACAAGGACUCAUGAUAUACGUAAAUAUCGUUAUUCUCGUAUGUAAGUAUUAUAAACCGUACCUAUAUUUUAAUUACGUCACUGUAAUCAUCGCCUCUUAUUUAACGAGGAUAAAUAUGAAUUUAACGAUGUUUCAACAAGGUAUGAGUCAUUUAAUAAGUUUUUUAAAAGUUGAAAACGUUGAACCCAUGCUUAGAAAACACAUAAUAAAUCAUUUUGAAUACAUAUGGAAAAAAAAUAGGGCAUUUUCAAAUUUGGGAUCAGCUUUUCAUCGUUUACUAUGCAGCAAAUUAGACGAGAUACAUUUUCAAUCGGGUGCGGCCAUUUACAAACCAGGUGACGUUUUGUCACAAUUUUACAUUGUGCAUCAGGGUGAAGUCACAUUGGUUGGAAAAACGGAAAAUGAAACGGUCGAAUUGGGAAGAUCUAAAAUAUUUGGAAUAUUUAAAAACCUUCCAACGGAUACGGUUUCCCUAUCGGCUGUUGCCACGAAAAACGUAACAAUUUUAGGAAUCGAUUCCCUAAUGUUAUACAGCAUACUUAAAAAUUAUAAAAAAAGUCACGACGAUCAAAUAAACGAUCAAGAUAUUGAAUUUGAAUUUCAAGAUGCAUUAUAUAUGUCUAAUACGAUUUCAACCGAAUGGCAGGAAGGUACACAAAGUUUGAGUACGAGCAAAUAUUACUAUCAAUUAGUUUAUCUAACUUAUAACUAUUCAAAAUUUAUAUUAGUUUUUUACGUCGUGUUAUCACUGUAUACGGCAAACAUAGUAACGUUUAAUUUAGCAUUUCAAUACAACAGCAAAAUCGCAUAUAUUAUUGAUUUAUUCAUUGAAUUUUUAUUCGUUGUAAAAAUCGUUAUAGAAUUUUUUAAAGGGUAUUUGAAUGAUUUCGGUGAAUUCGUAUCGGAUUUGAGACUCAUAAGUAAAAGGUACAUGAAAACGGCAAGUUUUUAUCUUGAUAUAUUAAGCACGUUUCCAUUUGAAAUUUUUUCACUCAUAAUGGACAAAGAAGAUAAACGUAAUUAUUUGGCAACGUGGUUAAGAAUGACAAAAUUAUUAAGAUUGUAUAACGUUUGGUAUUUUUUCAAUUUGAGAUUCGAUACGUUAAGCGUAAACAUGAUUUUGCUUAAAAUAAUGGCAAAUACCGUUUGGACAACAACUCUUGUUCAUCAAUGUUCUUGCCUUUGGUAUUUCGUCUCAUGUCCAAAUGCAUAUUGUCCCAAUUCGAAAUUAUGGAACCGUAUAAAACGAACGGCUCCGGAUAAUACAGAAUACGUCAAUUGUUUUUAUUUUAUAAUUGCCAUAAUGACAACAACAGGAUUGGGAGACUUGUCAGCGACAACGGUCACAGAAAUAAUGUGCGUUAUUUUUUUUUGUUUUGUUUUUUUCUUUUAUACGGCCAUAUUCAUCGGUGAAAUGGUAUCGAGUACCAACAAGUAUCUUUUUUCAAAAACAAAAUUCGAAUACGAAGUUGAAGAACUCAAGAAUUAUCUCAUAAUCAGUGAAAUCCCAUACGAAAAUCAAAAAUUAAUACUUAAAUAUGUGGUUAAUUUAUGGCGUAACGAAAAAGGAAAACAAGUACCUGAUAUAUUAAAAUUUGCACCGACAUAUCUCGUAAAUGAAAUUAAACUUUCUACUUAUGGAGGACACAUAAAAAAAAAUCCAUUGUUUAAAAAUUGUUCACAAAAUUUUCAAAAACAACUCAUUUAUUUACUUAUAAGAACCGUUUUUUAUUUUGGUGACGUCAUCGUUUUUGAAGGACAGGCAAGUAUUGAACCUCUUGUUGAUAAAACUGCAUAUUUUGUACACAGCGGUCAAGUCGUAUGUAAAAAUUGCAGUGAUAAAACAAUUUAUCGAGAAUAUUCAUUUUUCGGCCUGAGUCAGUGCGUGAAAGAAAGUUUACCACACCAUCAAACAUUCGUUGCAAAUUCAUCUUGCGUUAUUUUAUCACUAAACAUAACGAAAGCAAAAUUUUUAAUAAAAUUUUUCCCAGAAGAUAUGAAAUAUAUUGUAGACAACGUCAACGCGAUCGAAAGUAAUUUGAUGUAA